GCAGACUUCAUCCUAUUCACUCAAAACAUCUCGACUCUUGCAAUCUAUUGCUUGCGACGAUUGUGGCGCCGAGUCAUAUUAUGAACGCCUCCCCUCCGCGACUCCCAAUUCAACUCUCUCGCAGUUCUUCGUGCUGAACGUGAGCGCGGGACUUGAAGAUUUAGAUGUUGAAUGCUAAUUUUCCCUGCUGAAUUCCGGAGAGUAGAGUGAGGCCAAUCGAUUUCUUCGUUAAAGAUCCGAUUUUUGAUGGAUUUAGGGUUCCUUUUCCUGGAUCAGUCAUGGUCUCUGAUGCAGCUCCGUUCCCUUCUCUGUGCCUCCUUAGCCUUCUUGCUGCUGACGACUACUUUGGUCGUCGUUGCUGUCGACAACUCCCCCUAUUACAUGCCAAGAGACGACAUCCUCCUCAACUGCGGCGCCUCCGGCCAGGCAUCUAGCUUCGACGGACGAUCCUGGACCGGCGACACCGGAACCAGGUACGCCCCCUCCUUGAACGGCGACGGCUUCGAUGCUCUACGGAAAGAUCCAUCGGUCUCCACGGUCCCGUACUCGACCGCUCGGGUCUUCACUUCUCCCUUCACCUACCGCUUCCCUCUCAGCGCC
This is a messenger RNA of Musa acuminata subsp. malaccensis (wild Malaysian banana), 600 nucleotides long. Its product is annotated as receptor-like protein kinase FERONIA. Gene Ontology annotation, molecular function: transmembrane receptor protein tyrosine kinase activity. The record is from RefSeq and is a predicted model, not a curated record. Gene Ontology annotation, biological process: protein phosphorylation. Lineage: Eukaryota; Viridiplantae; Streptophyta; Magnoliopsida; Zingiberales; Musaceae.